AUGUCACCGUCAAUAAACGCUCAUCUAUUGGAAGCUUUAAAUGCAGCUAGUAUACAAUUAAAUCGUUAUUUUUCAUUAUUUAUUUUUAUUUUUGGUUUCACUGGCAAUAUCCUUAAUAUACUUGUUUUAACCGAAAGAUCACUUCAUUCGAAUCGAUGUGUAUUUCUAUUUCUUAUGUCAUCUAUUACUAAUCUUAUAUCAAUAAUAUUGGGUUUAAUACCGAGAAUAUUAUCAAGUUGGCAAAUCGAUUUCAUAGAAACAAAUGACAUUUUUUUUUGUAAACUACGUGCUUUUAUUACUUUUACAUCAAGAACAGUUGAGUUAGAUUUAAUUAUGUUAGCCACUUGUGAACGAUGGAUUAUGUCAUCGAGGAUUGUUACUAUUAUAUCGAUUGCUAUUUAUUUGCAAAUGCUUUAUUGUUAUAAAGCAAAUCUUAUAAAUACACCAUUAAAAUGUUAUGGUAAAACAACUGCUUGUCGUCUUUUAACUGACAUAAUAUAUUCGUGUUUCACUAUUUCAUUUCCAUUAAUACCAAUGGCUGUUCUUGGUGUAUUGACACUAUCAAAUAUACGUAAAAGACGAAGUUCGACAAAGACAACGAUGGAAAAAAUCGAUCGUUAUUUACGUCGAAUGCUUUUAUUACAAGUUAUUUCACUUAUUCUAUUGAUUUUUCCACAAGCAAUUCAUAAAGUAUAUUUUACAAUGUCAUCAAAUAAAAAUAAAUCCCAAAUGCAAUAUGAUUUCGAUCGGUUUUUAUAUAACUUUGAACUUCUUUUGCCAUUUAUAGAGAGUGCUUUACCAUUCUAUAUUUAUACAUUGGCAGGUGGAAAAGUAUUUCGUAAUGCAUUAGAAAAAUUAUUGUUUUGA
This is a messenger RNA of Rotaria socialis, 867 nucleotides long. Lineage: Eukaryota; Metazoa; Rotifera; Eurotatoria; Philodinida; Philodinidae. The record is from the annotation of a GenBank genome assembly.